Molecule: messenger RNA, 918 nt
Organism: Metopolophium dirhodum (rose-grain aphid)
Lineage: Eukaryota; Metazoa; Arthropoda; Insecta; Hemiptera; Aphididae
Product: nucleosome assembly protein 1-like 1
Exons: 1
Coding region: 1-918 (305 amino acids)
Biological process (GO): nucleosome assembly
Cellular component (GO): chromatin; nucleus
Molecular function (GO): chromatin binding; histone binding
Source: RefSeq, a predicted model, not a curated record
AUGUCGCCAGAAGUAAAAAAGCGCGUGCGGGCUCUAAAAAGACUAAUUUUAGCCCAGAAUGAAAUUAAAUUGAGAUUCGAGGCUGAAGUUCAUCUUCUUAAAUUGAAAUACCAAAAAGUGUACGAGCCAUAUAUUAAUAAACAAACGGAUAUAAUUCAAGGAAACUACGAGCCUACCAAAGGUGAAUACAGUAGUUCUGAUGAAGAAGACGUACAAGUUCCCAGAUAUGAUGAACUAGGGGAAAUAGAACUUGAAUCGUGUAGACAAGAACCGAAAGGAAUACCGGACUUUUGGUUUGUGUACAUGGAGAACUCGUAUAAAUUCAAAAGUCACAUACUACCACAUGAUAAGCCAAUCAUUAGACACUUGUCAGAUAUCAGAUGUAAUCGGUCGGAAGAGUAUAUCGGAUUUACUAUGGAAUUCCAUUUCACACCUAACGAAUGGUUCACUAAUAAUGUACUGACCUUGAAGUUCGAAGAGGACCCUCCAGACAAUAUUUUUGAUUUUGUUAAAUUGUAUGGUGUGGAAAACACCUUUGAGUACAAACUCACUGGCUGUGAAAUUAAUUGGAAUGAGGGAAAAAAUGUGACACAGCAAACGAAAAAUGUAACACUUGAAGGCACCGAAGUUCCUUUUAACAAAACCAUUCAAUAUCCAUCGUUCUUCAAUUUAUUUAAUGAUAAAUUUAAUUUGACAAAUCCCGAUAGAUGGUAUUUUCAAACAUUUUUCAAACAAUAUAAUCACCAGUGCAAUUGGUUAGUUAAUGAAGCUUUUAUGAACUUUUAUUUCCAUCACGCGGGCAUAUUAUUUGGUAUGGCGGAAACGUUUGAUUUGUCUGAAGAUUACGAGACGAGUGAAUCGUUUAUUGAGACGGAUGGAGAAGAUGAUAAAUGUACGUCUCACUCACAGAUGAAAUAA